Messenger RNA from Vespa mandarinia (Asian giant hornet), 599 nucleotides. RefSeq lists its product as uncharacterized. Gene Ontology annotation, cellular component: membrane. Lineage: Eukaryota; Metazoa; Arthropoda; Insecta; Hymenoptera; Vespidae. The record is from RefSeq and is a predicted model, not a curated record. Gene Ontology annotation, biological process: mitochondrial respiratory chain complex IV assembly.
AUAUAAAUAUCCAAUAAACUAUAGUAGUGUUUAAUAGACCUUGAAUGAAUCAUGUCUAACAACAUAAUAAAUAGUGUAAUUUCCGGUUAUUGUUACCAACUACAAUUAAAGUACGGAUAACUUCAGUGACAUUCAGGAGUUUAAGGCAUAAUAUGGCUCGCUUUAAAGGUUGGAGAUAUGGAAUUUUUGUGGGAAGUUUUGUAGGAGUGAUUGGAUUAUAUCUUUAUUCUAUAUUAAUUCACCCUAUGAUGAAUAUUAAUCAUUACAAGGCAAUAAGAGAACAUGCCAAAACACAACUUCCUCGUGAUAAAGUCAUUUAAUAAAUCGAAUUUAUUGAAUGCUUUAUGUAAAAUUAAGUAAAAUAUAAUAUUAUCUUACAUAAUAACCAAUGAAAUAAUUAAAUUAUAUAAGAUAGAGUAUUGAUAACAAAACCAUCUUAGAAAGAUAUAAAUCUAAUGUAAUUUUUAGUAAUCUUAUCCAAUUAUCAAAUUUUGUUUAUAUUUAAAUAAUAACAAAAUUAAAUUAUUUGCGAAAGUUUUUCUAACAAUUAGAUGUUCUUUGUUUCUUCUUAUUUGUUAAAUAUAUGGAAAUUAGCUAAC